UGAAUGAGAAUUACCGGUCUAAUACUAUGAUAAAAAGAAAUGCCUCCUCUUUCGCAGAAGCUCCAGCAGAGCACCGGGGGAGUUUGGAAUAUCAACCUCAAUUAUCCUAUGUGUUUGUUCAAUUUGAUGUGAUAAAGACACCUGGUUCCUUCAGCCACUAAAUUUGCAGAACCUGUCAAACAAUUCGCCUCUUUAUCCAUGCACACGACCAUAUGAAUCCUGAAAUUUCUCACAAAAUUUAAAGCUCACGGUUAUUGUGACGUAACCACAAUUAAAUUUGGACAUUGUUUUCUUCCUUGCUCGGGAAAGAGUUCGUCUCGCAGUCAACAAGAAGACCUGGAAAAGAUCUUCGAUCUUGCAGCUUUUGGCCUGAUGGAGUCACAGAAACGUCUAAAAUGGAGAAAGCCAGAUCUUAAACCAGUUCAAACAGGCAGAGUGAAUAAGAACACAGAGGAAAUCGCUGAAGAAGAACCACUGAGUCCAGCAGCUCGGUUGUUCCAUGAACCCAACUUCAAUGUCUACGUCCUGGCUAUCAUGGGUUGCAAGACCCGAAUUCAUCCGCGUGUCAUUAAAGCCAACUUGGUGCACACUCUGCUCAAGCACCCUCGCUUCUCAAGUUUACAGGUCAUUGACAAGAAAAAUAAUAAAGAAAUGAAAUGGGUACGCACGGAAGUUGAUUUGGACAAGCACGUACUUGUUCCAGAAUUAGAUGAAAGCAUUGAAGCACCAGACAGAUUCAUAGAAGAUUAUAUCUCCAGCCUCACCAAAACCAUUAUUAACAGAUCACAGCCACUUUGGGACCUCCAUCUCCUCAACCUGAAAACUUCAGAUGCUGAGGCCAUUGGCGUUUUCAGAAUCCACCACUCUCUCGGCGAUGGAACUUCUCUUAUGUCUCUUCUAUUGGCAUGCACUCGACAAAUCUCUGAUCCUGAGGCAUUGCCUACUGUUCCUACGAUGGUCAAGAAGCAGCAGCAGCAGGAAGAGAAGAAGGGUUUUCUAGUGAAAUUUUGGAUGUAUGUUAUGAAAGUUUGGUGGGUUAUUCAACUGUUCUGGAAUACUAUGGUUGAUGUGUUCAUGUUUAUGGUCACCAUGCUGUUCUUGAAGGAUACCGAGACCCCUUUGAAAGGUCCACCAGGUGUUGAGUUUACUCCUCGACGCAUUGUUUGGCGGACUGUGAGUUUGGAUGAUUUCAAGUUGGUGAAGAAUGCAUUAAACGCUACUGUGAACGAUGUUGCUCUGGGAGUCACACAGGCUGGCUUGUCACGGUAUCUUAAUAGAAAAUAUGGCGACGAGUUUAAUGAGAAUGAUAACGAGGAACCAACACAAAUGAAAAAUAAUCUCCCAAAGAAUAUCAGGCUCAGAGCAACUCUUCUUGUCAAUGUACGACCUGUCUCAGGAAUUCAGGCUUUAGCUGAUAUGAUGGAAAAGGAAGGUGAAGCAAAAUGGGGGAACUGGAUUGGUUAUGUCCUUCUCCCUUUCACCAUUGCCAUACGAGAUGACCCUAUAGAUUAUGUUCGAGAAGCCAAAGCCACUGUUGAUCGAAAGAAGCGUUCUUUAGAAGCAUUCUGCACUUUCUCCAUUGCUGAAAUGAUCCUUAAGCUUCUUGGCAUUAAGACAGCAAAUUCUAUAUCCCACAGAACUAUCAGUCACACGACAAUGUGCUUCUCGAAUCUAGUUGGACCCCAAGAGGAAAUCGGAUUUUAUGGCCAUCCAAUGGCUUACUUAGCUCCGAGUUCUUUCAAUCAACCACACGGUUUGAUGAUUAACUUCCAAAGUUAUGCCAAUAAGAUGAGCAUCGUUUUAUCGGUUGAUGAAAAGACUGUUCCUGAUCCUCACCAGCUAAUUCAUGACAUCAUUGGAUCUCUCAAAUCCAUUAAAGAUGCUGUGGUGUCCAGAGAUCUUGUCAAUUCUCAUGGAUAAUAUUUGAAUUUUGACCCUCUUCUGGGAGACCAACUCGUGUCUGGUACCGUAGUUCUCUAUCUAGGUCGACGUAUGGUUAGAUUGGAAUAAAAGCUUUGUCUUAAAUAAAUUAGCUACUAAGUUGAUUGAAAUAAGGUUUUGCAGACGAUAUGUUUUUGUUUGUGUCUGAACAGACUUUGCACAACUUGCCUUAUGUUGAAUACAACAACCCCGACAAGAAUUGAGAUAAAAUCAUAUUAUUGGAUUUUCUUCUUGGAAAAUUAU
This is a messenger RNA of Manihot esculenta (cassava), 2184 nucleotides long. RefSeq names its product wax ester synthase/diacylglycerol acyltransferase 11. Gene Ontology annotation, biological process: triglyceride biosynthetic process. Lineage: Eukaryota; Viridiplantae; Streptophyta; Magnoliopsida; Malpighiales; Euphorbiaceae. The coding region runs from base 373 to 1920 and encodes 515 amino acids. The transcript has 8 exons. Gene Ontology annotation, molecular function: diacylglycerol O-acyltransferase activity; long-chain-alcohol O-fatty-acyltransferase activity. The record is from RefSeq and is a predicted model, not a curated record. Gene Ontology annotation, cellular component: plasma membrane.